AAUUUAAAGUUCUAAUACGAAAAAUGUAAUCCGUGUGAAUCUAGUGCGACAAGAAAAUUAAUAUUAUUUUUUCCUUAUUAAUAUUGGUUGUAAUAAACGAGUUAUAUGCGAAUAGAAAUUUUGACUGUGCUAUAAAUUAGUAGAUCUUCUAAGAUUGUUUGUAAUUAAACAAACAAUCAAUUAUCCCAUGUAAUCGCAAAGGAAAGAAAAAAUUGCAUUUAGUGACAAAGAAAAAAAAAGCGGAAGAUAGAAACAAAGGUGGAAUAAAAGUGCAAAGGGUAAACAGAAGAAUGAAAUGAAUAGCAAAUAAAAUGUACGAUCCAAAGGCCGAAUCAAGACGCAUAAAAUAUAGCAGUGGAGGAAGAAAAAUGAAAUAAAAAUAAAUUGUCGAUUUUUUUUAUUCUUUCGCAGUAUCUGUAUUAAUUUUUUAGAAUACACAGUGUUAUAUUAUUGUGCUCGCGUUUAUAAUCAAUUAUUGACACAAGUAAAAUAAAAUCAGAUUAUUCCAUGUGAUUCGGUGAAUUCUUAGUGCAAUUGCAUAAAAUAACAAGCUGCAAAACGCUGACGUCAAUAUUGAAAAUAAAUAAAAAACUGACCAUAAUAGAAGUUUUAGACUGAUUUUUUGGAAAUAAAUAUCGGCUAAAUGGAGGGAACGGAUGGAUCACCCCCGCCUUCUUUGUGUAUUGUACGCGCUACUGAGUUUUUCCCAAGAUUAAAUAUGGAAAAAGAAGAUGCAGAUUUGGAAGUACCCUAUCAGGAACUUGCUGGGGAAUUCGUCUUAUAUCUAGGACGUACUGAUGAUGGCAUUUUAUCGCUCUCAACAUACCGUAUAUUUAUACUUAAAAACUCUACCAACUCAGAGACAUCCGUGCCACUGGGGUUAAUCGAAAGUUUACAGAUACGUGACCUGUUUCAUCUAAUCAUCAAUUGCAAGGACGCUAGCACCGUUAAAUGUUCCUUUGAAACAGCUGAACAGUGCGCCGAAUGGCUGCGACGCAUUCAGUUGUGCGUCGGCGUGCCCGAAACUUUAGAAUCACUUUUCGCAUUUCCCUUCCACUCAUACAUGAGUGAUGCAAUAAAUACGCAAAACGAAGCUUAUAAUUCACCCGAGUACCUGGAACGCUUACAGCGCGCUAAACGUGCAGACGAUGAUUUUAUGCGCGAAGUCGUACGACUAGGCUUCGAUUUGAACGGAACGUGGCGUAUUUCCAAAACGAAUGAAGAGUUCAAAUUAUGUCCGUCAUACCCGCAGCGGUUACUGGUGCCGGCCUGCAUUUCGGAUGACAUGCUUUACGAAGUCGCGAAAUUCCGUGGAUCGCGCCGAUUGCCAGCCGUUGUUUGGCGUCACAAAAAGUCGGGUGCAGUGAUUGCACGUUGCAGUCAACCCGAAGUGGGUUGGUUCGGUUGGCGUAACAACACAGACGAACAAUUACUCAAAGCUUUGAGCGAGGCGUGUGCAUUUGAUCGAGGUGAACAAAUGCGUCGCCAAAGUCAGUCUAUCAAUACGACGGGACGAAGAAUGACAUCAAGUGAGAGUACGCCCUCAAGCACUGAUGGCAGUCAUGAGGAAGUCACGAUGGAUGAAGUGCAGAAAGUUCUGAUUGUCGAUGCGCGCAGUUAUGCUUCCGCGGUAACGAAUCGUGCACGUGGUGGUGGUUGCGAAUGCAUUGAAUAUUAUCCGUCGGCUGAAAUCGAAUUCAUGAAUCUUGGUAACAUACAUGUUAUACGUAGGAGUUUUCAAUCGUUAAGACAACUCUGUGCUUCGCCAGCAGAUAGUCAAAAUUGGCUAGGCUCGCUCGAGAAGACAUUUUGGUUGCAGCAUCUCUCUGGGCUAUUGGCCGCUACCAUAACUGUUUGUCAUGCUAUUGAGAAGAAGGGGCGGCCAGUGUUGGUGCACUGUUCGGAUGGUUGGGAUCGCACGCCACAAAUUGUGGCCACAGCACAAUUGUGCUUGGAUCCGUAUUACCGGACUGUAGAGGGUUUCCGCGUUUUAGUCGAACGUGAAUGGUUAAGUUUUGGCCAUAAAUUCUCAGAUCGUUGUGGUCAUGGUCCUGGUUCGGAUGAGCUAAAUGAACGUUGUCCAGUUUUCCUGCAGUGGUUAGAUUUGGUACAUCAAAUACACAAACAAUUUCCUUGCAGUUUUGAAUUCAACAUGGCUUACUUGAUCAAAUUAGCACAGCAUUCACAUUCAUGUCUUUUCGGCACCUUCCUAUGUAACACGUACAAGGAACGUUGCGAAAAGUCGGUAUUUGAGCGUACUUACUCAGUAUGGCCUUUCCUAUCCGGACCGAUGUAUAAAAGUCCACUUUAUCUACCAAAUAAAGAUACGGUAAGCUUAUUUUUGAAUAUACAAAUAAUCAUACGUUGGUUAAUGAAAAUAUCUCUUUUUUCUCAGGUUAUUUGGCCAGCGCACAAUGUACGAGAUCUGCACUUAUGGACUGAAGUAUAUUUGGGAAGUUUGGGAAAUCAAAAUAGCGUCGAAUUCGUCAAUAAUAGCAACGAAAAUUUGCAGGGAACGACAACUCCUAUGACUAAGACGCGUUCUUACGGCGAUUUAGUGUCAGCAAACAUAAUGCAGAGUGGCAUCUCACGACGUUCCAGUGACCCAAAUAUGACUGUGGAACCGAAUUUAACAAUGGCUACAAAUUCUGAAAACAACUCCAUCGCCGAUACACAAUCCGAACGUGAAGAUUUGCCCGAUAAUGUAGUUGAAAUGAUGCAGCGAAUUGAGAAUCUCACCAUCCAGCCAAAUAAUCACGAUGAAGAUAACUUUGUGGAUGCCUCAAACAGUACAGAGGACCCACAAACUAGUAAUGCGCUGCUUAGAGAAUUGAAUGAACCUAUUGCGAAUACUGAAGCGACUGCAGACUACAAGAGCAGUCAACUUUCAGCUUUAAACAAAAAUGAGCUCCCAAGGCACAAUGAAAAAAUUGAUAAUUCAAAUGACAUUAAGCCUAAGGCUAACGGUAUCGAGCACCAAAAAGGCAACACGAAUGUUGCCCACAGUAGCAGAGAUAUUAGUGAUUCGGGAGGCGGCGACGCUUCAAAUGAAUUGAAAGCAAAUACAGACGAGGAUCUUAUGAUAAGUGUAGAAUUGAAUGAUGUAAGCCCCAAUAUAGAUGAAGCUUUAGGUAGACAUAACAAUUGGCAUGGCGCUGUCAGCACUAGCACAGAUACUUUAGUACCAAUCGAAAGAAGACCAAGUACUAAUGGCGAAGAACUACCAUCUACGCCUCCAAAAGUGGACGUCGAUGUUACAGAUGGAUUUCAUACACCUGAAAAACUAUCCACAUCGGCGGACAAAGAAGAGCUUGGCUUAAGUUCUCCGUAUGUUCUAUUAAAACAAGAGCGGCAAAAUUCUUCAACUGGUAAAGGCAACAAUGACAACAGACCUCCCGCCAACGGCGUUAAUAACAGUAUUAUGCCAAAUGUUCAUGGCACAAACGGUACCUCGAAUCGUGCAAAUAUCUUGUCAAAUUCAUCUAGUAAUGCCUCCGUUUCAUCUACAUCGUCUUCACUCAAUAAUUUUAAUACAAACAUGAAUAAUACGAACAGUGAUAGCAACAACAGCAUCGCAACAACAAUGACAACAGCCACAGAUCAAAGCGCAAAUGAUGUUGCUGAAAUAGAUGUAGAAGCUUGUAUUGCUGAUGCAGGCACGCAAGCGAAUUCAACUGAUGCCAUGAAUGAAAGCAUCAUGAUUUUGCCAGAACAUCGAAAAUUGCAAAUAUCUGUGAGUGGCAAGUGUGAGGCAAUCUCGAAUAAUGGCUCGUCCUUACCCACGUCCCCAACAGGCUCUGACGAAAAGCCGAGUACUAGUCGUGCAAGUGGUCAAAACAGUAGAAGUGAAAAUGUUUGGAAUGGUGGAGGCGCUGAAGGCGGCAGACAAAAUAGUGGUGGUGCCGGUGGUAGUGGUGCCACUGGUAGUGCAGGUAGUGGCGCCAGUGGUAGUUCCGAUAGUGGUACCAGUAGUGGUGCCAGUAGUGGUGCCAGUGGUGGUGCCGGCGGUGGUGGCAGUAGUGGUGCCAGUGGUGGUGCCGGUGGUGCCACCGGUGGUGGUGCCGGAGGUAGUGCUGGUGGUGGAGCCGGUCGCGGUGAUGAUAAUGGUGGCAAUGAUGGCGCCGGUCGUGGUGGUAAUAAUGGUCGUGAUAAUGGUGGCAGAGCCAAUGGUGAUUCCGAUAGUAGUGAGGAAGACGGACAACGCCGUCGACGCCCUUCAAAUUCAAAUCGUCAAUAUGAUGGCUUUCACAUUCGACAACCAGACGGAAGCAUACGUUAUUUCUUUACGGGUAAUCGUAGGCCUGGUAUACGCUCCUUGCCGUUGUCACCGCCUCCCCGUCAGGAAAGACCUCAUCUAUUAUAUUCCUGCCCUGACGGCUUGGCGCACGCGCUAAGCGAACAAAAUAUGCGUCUACAUCAAAUUGUGCAAGAACAUAUGUUACGAGAGGAUAUGCUAUUGCAAGAAAUCCAUGAUAUGGAAAUUGAACUACGAAGGAAAAGAUGUCCAAAUUGCAAUGCCGCUCAAAAAAGUGAUAAAAACGAAGAACAGGUAGACGAACUCUUAGUUAGCCGAAGUAGAGUACGUGAUUGUACUAAGUGCCAAGGCUUGAAUGCGAGAUCGUGUACAAAGUGUAAAUUACUAUUGCAACAGCAGCAAUAUCGACAACAACAACAACAGCCACUGCAAAAGCAACCACGACCUCGUCGUCAUACUGCGGUUGAUUAUCGUGAUCGAUUUCCUCAUCGUUUUCAUAAUUGCCAUUGCCUUUGCCAAAAUAGUCACCAUCAACGUAAGCGUUAUCAUAGUUUCAGUUGUAGCCUUUGCUAUAAGAAAGAUGAUAAUACACAGAUUGAUGACGAUAACGAUAUCACCAUGACGUUGCUCAGACGUAAUUGUAAUUCAGAUUAUGCUGAUAGCAAUAGUUCUUUAUUAACGUGUUCGGCGGCCGAUAAUUUAGAGAAUGCUUCAAUAUGCUCAUGGGAGGCUGUGGAAGAUCGCAGCGCUCCAUCAUCUAGCGCUAGUUCCUCCAUACAACAACCAAACACCACAAGUGCCCUCUGGGUACCAGACCACGCUGUGAAACGCUGCACCAGCUGUCAAGUCGAAUUCUGGAUAGGCCGCAGAAAGCAUCAUUGCCGCUCGUGUGGGCAAAUAUUUUGUGCCGACUGUUCUGAGUUUUGGGCACCGCUACCUGAUGCAAAGCUUUUUAAACCCGUAAGAUUGUGUGGACCCUGCUAUCUUGCCGUAACAACGAGAAUAGAGCAACAGAGCAACGCAAUCAUAGCAACAAAUAUGCCAAAUUAUACAGCCACAACUACCAGCACAACGGCUACUGCUGCCUGGACGACUGGAGGAGCCUCAACUAGUUCGCCCAAAUUGGCGAUGUCUGCAGUCUCCAAUGCAACGGCAGUCACAACAACAACAACAACUACACCUGCGUCCAGCACCAUAACGGCUACAGUGUUUCAACAACAACAACAGCAGCAGCGGCUGCAUCAACAACCCAAACAGCGACAUAAUGUAGCCGCAGCAACUACAACAACUAAUGGAGCAUUGACUAACUUGCAUCAGCCAAUUGCAGUACACGGCAUCGCUGUUGUCACUGCAAAUACACCUGCCUCAAGUACACGGAUGAUGGCGCCAAUACCCAUAACAGCCGCUGCAGCAGACGCGCUACAACAGCAGCAGCAACAAAGACAGAAUGCAGCAGCGGCAGCAGCGACUGCAAGCGCUACCGUGGCCGUUGCAGCGGCCGAGAGCAGCAGCAUGUCGCACAUAUUGAUGACAGCGAACAAAAAUAUUGCAGCCAGCGUUGCAAAUUAAUAAACAAGAGCUAAAGCCUAUAUAGUGCAUCAUUUAAUUUUAUUUCGUAGCAGAAAUUGAAUUUUAAUGAUCAUUAUUUCUAUAAGAGACACAUCUAACUACAUUAAAUGCUGUUAAAUCUGAUCGUAUGUAAGUUUAGCAGCGAAUGUUGUGCUACUACAUCACACUACGGACAGUGACGAACGCGAGAGAGACUGUGCUGCCAGACUGUCGGCAACUUUGUUGCUAUCGUGCCUAGACAUGUGUGGAUUAUAUUGCUUAACGCCGCGUGCUUGUAUUAUUUUUUGAAAUUGUAUUCGUUGACUUUUUUUUUUUAAUUUUUAUUUUUUUUACUUUUUAACUACAGUGUUCAAGUAUGUACAUGUUUGACCAUUGUAUAUGUAUUUUAUAGUAAUUCUCAAAAUACAAUUUUACAUAAGAAUUUAUUUUAAAUUAAUCUAACUUUUCGCAUAAUUAUUGAAAAAAAAAAGAGAAAUCGUAAAAAGUAAAUGCGGUGAGAAGUGUUUUUGCAACAAAAGUUUAGUUUAUAAAUUACAUUAUUUAUGUAAUUUCAAUUUAUUGAAUUAAGACACUUGACUUUAUAUGUAUAUGUGUACCUUUAAAAAUUAAUGAUUGCAGCUAAAUGCUGAACUAUUUUAGAGACAACGUUAAAUGAACUAAACAAAAAAAAAUUAUUGGAAAAUUUCAAAAACUUGCACUAAAUAAUAAAUUGAAUUUUUUUUUUGUUUUCUACAUUGUUUUCUAAUUCAGUACAAAAUAUUCACUUUUAUUAUUUGUUGUUACGAGUCUAUUACUACAAAAGGGAAAAACGCAGAAAAAAAACAAGUUAUAGCGAAAGUAAUAAAUUAAAAGCAAACAUAUAAAAUUGUAAUCGAAAUGAAAAAUAGUAAAAUCAUAAACCAAAAAUUAUAUAUAUACAAACACACAAUAUUGACAAACACAUUGAUCGUGUAAUUGUUUAAAACAAAACAAGCAACUAGAAGCUGCGUGCUUUUACUUACUAAUAAAUGUGAAAUUUACAAUAUUUGAUUAUUUGUAAGGGAAUAUUUAAAGAAAAAUGGUUAUGUUUAAAUUAACUUUGUCCCUCCCUCCCACUAUAUUGAACACAAUUGAAUGUAUGUAUGUAUUAACUAUUAGGAAUUUUAAAUAUUAAAGAAAUUUAUCAUUAUUGCUUAUAACAAAAUAAAGCAGAAAGCAAAUGAAAUACGAAAAUCAA
Molecule: messenger RNA, 7040 nt
Organism: Bactrocera dorsalis (oriental fruit fly)
Lineage: Eukaryota; Metazoa; Arthropoda; Insecta; Diptera; Tephritidae
Product: myotubularin-related protein 4
Exons: 17
Coding region: 644-5824 (1726 amino acids)
Biological process (GO): regulation of autophagy; dephosphorylation
Molecular function (GO): metal ion binding; phosphatidylinositol-3,5-bisphosphate 3-phosphatase activity; protein phosphatase binding
Source: RefSeq, a predicted model, not a curated record